GGCACUGGCCGGGCACACUCUGCAGGCUCCCACUACUAACCAUGUUUGAGGAAAGUCCUCCUUCAAGAUACCUAACAAGCCUUGCCCACCCAGAAGCCUCCCAAGGAACCACCGCAGCUGUAAGCCCUGCUUUGCGGGAUCAGGAAAACACAGGACACGUCCCCAUGGACAACAGCGACAGUGAACCGCCAGCAAACCCAACCUCCCUACAGCAGCACCUGGCAAAGCUGAAGAUGCUGAUGUCCAGGCAGAAGGCUGAGUAUGAAUCCAAGAUCGCAAGCCUGGAGCAGCGGAACAGGGAGCUGCAGUCCGAGAUUAAGGGUAUGCAUUCGAAACUGGGACAGCAGCGCAAGUGGUACAGCCUUGUGGAGAUGAAAAUGCGAAACGCGGAGAGAGCAAAGGAAGAUGCAGAGAAAAGAAAUGAAAUGCUCCAGAAAGAGAUGGAAGAGUUUUUUGAAACCUUUGGGGAAAUCAACAGAUGGAAAUGAACAGGGGUGUGCUCAGUUCGACGUGGAGCUGAGCUGUAGAAAGGCCACCUCCUGAUUUCAGCAGACUCCCCUGUUCCAAAGGCAAUAUAAGAAACCCAACAGCAAAAACUAGGCUGCCGAUUACAAAGUGAGCAGUUGAUACAAACUCAUUCGGAUGCUGACUCCCUCUGCUCCACCCUGCUAAUGCCAGGGAUCCUUUCUCUUAGCACUGGAAAAUCUUUCAGACACUGCACUACCAGCUCCCAAGCCAGCCCAUGUCUUGUGCUGGGGAAGGACUCGUCAUAGAUGUUUUUCAUCUAGCCUCAAGCCUUGUACCCGUGCGCUCAAUGCCCAAGGGACUGAGUGGUUUUAAUCAAGGGAUGUUGUGCCUGCUGGAGUGUGUUCUACCAGCCACCCCAAGGUCCCAUGGGCUACAAGAAUGCUGAGCUCAUACCUGCAUCCUUAAGUCAGCUGUUUCAGAGACAAGUACAGAGGAACGGUGGGACACCACAGCUGCAUCUCCCCCUUGCACUUUGAUAUGGUCAUGUGCCCAGGAUGCAGAGCUGUUGUGCCAUUCCUGUGCUCUCACUGAAGGGAUGUUAAUUUAUGGAUGAGAAGGGCUCUUACAAGGCCAUUUGUUCCUCUGGAUUAUAAUCAGCUUCCCUACAGGACUCCCAUAGGAACGCAUUAGUCUUAAAACUGCCACUGGCAGGCUCCCUCCCUCCCAUCCCCCAGAGAUACCUUUUUCCACAUGAGAAAUGUGUUAACUAUUUUGAUACCAGCAUUAAUGAUACAUAUACAGCUAAAUAUUAAUAACCAUGUUCUUUUAUGCCACUGCAGAACUUUAACAUGAGCAAUAGUACCUGUAUUCUUUAACCUGUCCUGUAUUUGAAAUUGUACUAUAUAUGACAAUAAAGUGUGUUUCAUUAUUUGCUCUUCAUUAAGAUUAAAUGCAACCGUGGCCACGUACUUGAUAACUCAGUGUAUCACUAAACCAGCUCAUGAUGAAUAAGCAGAAACCACACAGAUGUGUUUCUUCUUCCCCAGAGAAGAGCAAGCAGCUUGUUUUAAGAUCAAAUAGGAGUGAAUCAAAAGGCCAGGCUUAUCCCAGGAGGCUCCUGGAGGGAAGCAGCGCUCCCCUAUUCCAUGCCCAGGGCAAUGCUGCAGCUCCUUCACUCAGAAGGACAUGCUGGCCAACCACUUCCAUGCACUGCGGGGUUUCCACACGUGCAUCACUGAACCAUAAUGUGUUUCUUUGCCACCUUACCUUCGCACCAAGUAAUGGAGAACUGAACAGUUUUUUAACCUGAAUUCCAGGCACUUAUAUUCUUCCCAUCUUUCCCCCC
Molecule: messenger RNA, 1813 nt
Organism: Neopsephotus bourkii (Bourke's parrot)
Lineage: Eukaryota; Metazoa; Chordata; Aves; Psittaciformes; Psittacidae
Product: rho GTPase-activating protein 24-like
Exons: 2
Coding region: 42-488 (148 amino acids)
Source: RefSeq, a predicted model, not a curated record